Molecule: messenger RNA, 3936 nt
Organism: Habropoda laboriosa
Lineage: Eukaryota; Metazoa; Arthropoda; Insecta; Hymenoptera; Apidae
Exons: 4
Coding region: 1008-3803 (931 amino acids)
Biological process (GO): monocarboxylic acid transport; transmembrane transport
Molecular function (GO): monocarboxylic acid transmembrane transporter activity
Source: RefSeq, a predicted model, not a curated record
AGACAUAAAAUUAUAGGAAGUUCGUGAACAAUUAACGUUAAACGCUUAUCGACAGUUCACGUUCGAAAAUCUGAGUGUGUUGUGUCUUUUUAUGUGAGAAUAUAUCAAACAAUUCGGAUAAAACGUCGAAUGUAAGAAUUGUAAAUCUCAAGUGUUUUCGGCCCGGUGAAAUUUAUCGUGAAAGAGCAUCUUAAAUUUUAUCGGACGCGUAAGACUAUUUAAAGUUGAUAUUGUGAAACUCGACGUGAUACGUGGUGCGCGGUGAAUGUACUAGCACGUGAGAGAGGAGCGUUGUAUAUUUUUGAGGAUUUUCCCCGCCAUCGUGUCUUUUAUCAGGAUUAGAGGAACAAGUGUCUGUGCGUCAUGAAUACACUGCAAGAGCCGAAGCAGUACCGUUCGCCGUAUGGGUGCCUGGGUUGACGAUCGUUUCGCGGAGGAGGAGGUCCCGAUUAACCAGGGCCCGAGAAGAAGGAGGAAAGCUUCCCGCAUCCUGGGCCACGUUUGCGAUGGUGGCGAUCCAGGUGCGAUAUAUCAGCGCACCUCGAGGAACUUUAAGAAUUCGUCCAGGUCGUCACUGUUGCCAUUACGCCGUCAGUUCACCAGACAGCUCUACGAGUGGCCGUGCUUACCGUUGUUUAAGUCAAGGACGAAACUAGAUCAGUUUUGAAUCGGUCGACACGAUCACGCGGUCGCGUUUGUGCUGUGUAACUUUUUUUAUAGCGGUGCGUGGGUUUUUCUGUGCUGCAGGGGCGAAAAAGGAGAAAGAGAAGAGAAUAGGAAGCAAAAAGGGGAAACGAAACCGGGAAAUAUAAUUGAUCUUAUUGUACAGAGAGAUUAAUCGAACGAGAAGGUAAAAAAACUACUAAAUCAAGAUCGACAUAGACAAAGAGAAAAACAGAGAGAGAAAGAAAAGAAAAGAAAAAAAGAGUUUCUCGAUGUCGUUACGUUAGCUUCACGAGGACUGCGCUUAAAGUAGCGGGUUCCUCCUUAUUCUCGGCAUCAUCAACAUGGCCGAGUGGGCCAAGUUCAACGGUGAGGAGAAGCUGACUGAAUCGAGUAGGACGAUCGGUACGAGCAGCGGUAGCAAAGAGGACGACCUUAUCGGGGGGUUACACGACGAUCUGAGGAACGGGAAAGUGGGUCCACCUCGUAAGAGCGACGAGGAGCUGUUAAUCGAAAAGAAGCGUUCUUCCGCGAACAGAACCCCUCAGGAUACAUUACGGAAUACAGAGUUGCGAAAGGACAACGAUACAACAUCCACGGAGUUAAAUUCUAUAAUAAAAAGUGCCACCUGGUUGAGGAAAAGCUCGGACCAGAUUGAAAUCUUGCCGCAGGAGCAAUCGGAAGCGUUGAAAGAUCAAAGUUACGAGAAUGACGUGGCGAUCGAGAAGGACGAAGAGGAGGGACCUUGUCUGGAGAAGACGUUCGACGGAUACGACGAGCCUGGCUCGCGAAUCCGUCACGAGGCAAGACUGGAACUGAACGAAUUGUCGCGGAACUCGUUGUUGAAGUUGCAGAACAGCCCGUACAAGGAGAAUGUUUCCAGCCCGGCGAAACGGACGUUCAUGGAGAGGAGUUCGUUGAUCCUGCCGACGAAGAAUCAUUCACCAUCGAGGAAGAGCACUGUCGACGAGCUGGUCAAUGGGAAAUCACCACGGGAGGACAAGCAACAGCAUCACGUGCAGUUCAAUAAAGAUUCAAAGAUCCAACAGACGCAAGAGGAGAAACCGUUGUCUAGCCCGUCGAUCCCUCCGUCGACCAGCAACAGUUCUGACAAUAAUUCCAGUUUAGGGCAUUUGUGCGAGGCGACGCCCCCCGACGGUGGUUGGGGUUGGGUGGUCGUGGCGGCUUCCUUCAUGGUUAAUUUGAUAGCUGACGGUAUCACGUUCUCAUUUGGCGUGAUCUACGUAGAGUUCCUUAAUUAUUUCGGCGGGGGCAAGUCGAAGACAGCUUGGAUUGGCAGCUUGUUCAUGGCGAUGCCACUGUUAUCGGGGCCAGUAGCUAGCUUCCUGACGGAUAGGUAUGGCUGUCGUAGAGUCACCAUCGCGGGAAGUAUCUUGGCCACGGCAGGCUUCGUUAUAAGCUCGUAUGCCAACUCGAUGGGGGUAUUAAUAUUCACCUUCGGGGUUCUAGCUGGCUUCGGCUUGUCCUUGUGUUUCGUGGCAGCGGUAGUCAUAGUCGCUUACUAUUUCGACAAGAGGAGAUCUUUCGCAACGGGCUUGUCUGUAUGCGGAAGUGGCAUAGGAACGUUCAUUUUCGCGCCGGUCACACAAUACUUGCUCGCCGAAUACGGUUGGCGGGGUACCACGUUGAUUUUGGCCGGUUUAUUCUUGAAUUUGGCUGUCUGCGGUUGUCUGAUGAGGGAUCUGAAAUGGACUACGAUCAGGGCGAGGGCUAAGACCGAGGAGAGGCGGAAGAAUCGUGAGAAGAAGAGGAGCAGGAUACAAAGCUCCAGCAUGGACUCGUUCUCCGCGAACAGCUCGUUGAACACUCUUACGAUCAUGGAGAAUCUUCGUAUCCAGGAGGGAGAGGAGGAUGGCGAGAAGCUGUUUUCCAGUCUGGUAAGCUUGCCGACGUUCGUCAAGAACGGCGAGAAGGUCCCUCUGGAGGUGUUGGAACUGCUCAGCUCUCGCAAGGACGUCUACAACGUGUUGCUGCAAAAUUACCCGAGUCUGUUGAUCUCUUCGAGAAGUUUGAGCAGUUCGGUUCAGUUCCACGACCAGGUCAGCACACCGUCAGCGAUGUUCGUGCACAUGCCGAGCUCGUUGUCCGAGCUGAAAACCGAGGAGAACAAGCGGAAAGAGCAGAAGGCCAAGGACAAGAACAAGGUAUUGCGUAGCGUCGAGCAAACGUUCCAGCAGCAGACCGACGCAGGCUGGAGAUUGUGGCGAUUGAAGAAGAGCAAUCUGGACAGUUCGGCGAGGAGAUCAAGCACCCUCGAACAUUCCAGGAGGCUACCCACUGCCUAUCUGAAAGAUGUUAGAGUGCACAGACACAGCCUUACGUACAGGGGCGCUAUGUUGAAUAUAAAUCGAUAUCGGCUCAGAGCCUCCAGUUGUCCGGAUAUUUAUAGGAACUCGAUGACUACCAUGGCAGAAACGAAGCUUGUCUGGUAUGCCGGUCUAUGGGAAUUUUGGGAUCUUGUAGUGGAUAUGCUUGAUUUUUCUCAUUUUGCCGAUUCUCGUUUCUUGCUGUUCGCCAUCAGCAAUUUUCUCCUGCACACUUGGUACGACGUACCCUACGUUUACCUGACAGACAACGCGAUCGAGAUGGGCUUCAGUGAAACCGAUGCUUCUAUUCUGAUAUCGGUGAUUGGGAUAAGCAACAUGUGUGGCGAGAUUCUUCUUGGUUGGGCAGGCGACAGAGCAUGGGUAAACGCGUCCAUGGUAUAUGCAGUAUGCAUGGCUAUCUGUGGCGCGGUCACAGCUUUAAUACCCAUGGUAGUUGGCGAUUAUUAUUCUUUAUGCGCGAUCUGUGGCGCUUUUGGAUUAUUCGUCGGGGCGAACUACAGUCUUACCAGCAUCAUCCUUGUUGAAUUGAUCACGUUGGAGAGAUUCACGAACGCUUACGGUCUCCUGCUUUUGGUUCAGGGUGUUGCUAAUCUUAUGGGCCCUCCGCUGGCUGGAUGGCUUUACGAUAUCACGGGGUCAUACGAUCUGUCGUUUUAUUUGGCCGGUUUCUUCAUCGCGUUGAGUGGAGCGUUAUUACUGCCGAUGCCUUUAAUUAGCCUCUAUCGAAAAUACUCGAACGGAUCACGGAAGGAAGAAACGGAGGAAGAUUUUGCGAACAUGAGCAGGGUAUAAAAACGGAUGGAGGCAACGCCGUCGAUCAUUAUCGAAGGGAAAGAAAAGCUACGAUCACCGAUAUGCUCGAUGUAUUUAUCGAUAUCCAACGGAAUUUAAUGGAAUAACACUUCCAACCAAAAGGAAUUGCAAU